Molecule: messenger RNA, 1631 nt
Organism: Vanessa tameamea
Lineage: Eukaryota; Metazoa; Arthropoda; Insecta; Lepidoptera; Nymphalidae
Gene: Y-d
Product: major royal jelly protein 1-like
Exons: 7
Coding region: 194-1525 (443 amino acids)
Cellular component (GO): extracellular region
Source: RefSeq, a predicted model, not a curated record
UGAUGAUUAAAAAUACAAUUAUUUAGACAAGUUUCCUAACAGUUGGCAUUCGUUCCUCGACAGAGACGCUCGCAUAUAUAAAACGUUAAUAGGAAUAUAGUUUUAGUGGUUUUUUCAACUUUAUUACCGACAACAGGAAGUUACAUCUUUGUAAUAACGAGAUCCGUAUAUUUUGGACAUUUAUAAGUCUGAAAUGGGGUACGGGGUAGAUAGGUUUUUUUUAUUAUCAUACUGUCUAGCUUGUUGCUGGUCCGGAUUAGGAGCAAAAAGUAAUCUCAGGAUUGUCAAACAAUGGUCGGAGAUGAAAUUCGUAUUUCCUAACGAGGAGGCUCAACAGGCCGCUUUGGCCAAUCGCUUCUAUGUACCUGGCAACUCAGUUCCUAUUGACGUCGAUGUUCAUCAUAGAAAAGGACCAGCCAAGUCACGGAUAUUUGUGACGAUACCGAGGUUCGAUGAAGGUCGUCCGGUGACGCUGGGCACUGUUGAUGAGGAAGGACUAGUCAGCGGCUACCCAGACUAUUCUUGGCAUGAUAAUCAAGGAAACAACUGCGAUGGAUUAACGUCCGUGUUUAGAGUUGCUAUUGACAAAUGCGAUCGACUAUGGGUGAUGGAUUCAGGAAAAAUUGGAGAAAAAGCUGUUUGUCCUCCUCAAUUGCUAGCCUUUGAUUUAAAGACAGACCAGUUAGUUUACAAACAUCGACCAAACCCUUCGAGUUACAUCGCAACAUCAUUGUUCAUCACUCCAGUUGUGGACGUUCGAGGUCACGACUGUUCAGACACCUUCGUGUAUGUGGCUGAUGUAUCUGGCUUCGGAUUGUUAGUGGUCGAUGUUAUCAAUGACCGCUCAUGGAGAGUCACCCAUCGAUUAAUGUACCCUUACCCGUCACAUGGAACUUUUACGAUUGAUGGGGAGAGUUUCGACCUUAUGGAUGGAGUAUUAGGUAUGGCGCUGUCUCCAUACAAGCCGGGUCUCGACCGUUACCUGUAUUUCCAUGCAUUAGCUUCCACCUCGGAGAACGUAGUACGCACCAGUGUACUUAGAAACGACUCCUUUAUUGCAGACUCUAACGCGAAUCCUUAUUCCGUAAACGUAUUUCCCCAAGAGCGUCCAAACCAAUCAGCAGCGGAAGCUAUGGACAGCAACGGCAUUUUAUAUUUUGGUCUUAUGGAACCUCCGGGUAUUUGGUGCUGGAAUUCAGGUACAGAAUUCUCUACAAAUAAUUUCCACCAAAUUGCUAUCAACAGAGAAACAUUACAGUUUUCUAGUGGUAUUAAAGUUGUCAAAAAUCUUAAAGGCGAAGAAGAACUAUGGUUAUUAACGUCGAGUUUCCAAAGAGUGAUGACAGGAUCUAUUAGUUCAGACAGAAUCAAUUUUAGAAUACAUGCUGAAAAAAUUCCACUUUUGUUAGAAAACUCGGCUUGCAGACAACCUGCAAAAGGCGACUAUAUUGGUAAACAUGCCGAUCGCAUAUCACCUCAAAUCAAAAAGUAUAUGUUUAAAUAUGGUGCUGUAGCGUUCCUAUAAACAUUAUAAAAUGCCAGAUUCUUUAUAUUUAUUUAUUUGGUAUAACUGGCCAUAAUUAUCAUUAAUUGAUUGUUAUAAUUAUAAGGACAUAAAUUAUUUCAAUGUA